This is a messenger RNA of Aureobasidium musti, 279 nucleotides long. The record is from the annotation of a GenBank genome assembly. Lineage: Eukaryota; Fungi; Ascomycota; Dothideomycetes; Dothideales; Saccotheciaceae.
AUGGCUCCCGUACAAUUCUGGUCGACCCCUGGUCUCUACGUCAAGUGGGCUGCCCGCAACAAGCCCGCCAUCUUCUGGUCCAUUGUCGUCGGCAGCGUCGGUCCCGUCAUGGCUCUCGUCGUCCCUCCCAUGCGCGCUCGUUUCGGCGACGGUCCUCGUCCUCAGAUCCCUCUGACCUANCCCGACACAUGGCUCGAUUGCGCCUUAAUCAUCCCGACUAACACACCAUUCACAGUACCCAAGGGCCCUCGCAACCCUCCUUCCGGCUACGAAGACUAA